This is a messenger RNA of Carcharodon carcharias (great white shark), 2247 nucleotides long. Its product is annotated as zinc finger protein 271-like. The record is from RefSeq and is a predicted model, not a curated record. NCBI's taxonomy places the organism in Eukaryota, Metazoa, Chordata, Chondrichthyes, Lamniformes, Lamnidae. The transcript has 2 exons. Gene Ontology annotation, biological process: regulation of transcription by RNA polymerase II. Bases 501 to 1856 code for a protein of 451 amino acids. Gene Ontology annotation, molecular function: RNA polymerase II cis-regulatory region sequence-specific DNA binding; DNA-binding transcription factor activity.
CUGAAAACCAAGUGGGGAGAUGAAGGAUUGCACCGUCCUACACCAGAGAAUACAGACAAGAUAGACACCACACGUAGAUCCUGACCAUCACCCAAGGAACAAUUGCAUAACUGUAGGAAGACAUCCAGUCCCUUCACAGCAUUGUUCAACACCGAGGACGUUGGGCAGUGAAACCAUCACCUGGAAAUCGGCCGGGUUAGGGGAGCUUUGAAUAUCAUUAGAUCUGAAACUGAUCAGUGGUGUGGAACCUUCCAUCAACCAACCUUUCCAAAGGUUCAGCUGUGGAUGAUCAGUCAGGGUGAGGCUGGGAAGAAGUGUGAGUGGGCUCCAAGUGUGGUGAGAGCUUCAAUCAUUCACUGAGCUUCAUGAACCACUGACUCAUUCCUGCAGGUGAGAGGCUGUUCAAGUGCGAGGCGUGUGAGGAGGACCUCACAGGCUCAUAAGAUCCUCUAACACGCAAGGUGCAUCAGUUGUCCCAUCAGGAGCACAAAGGCAGCCACAUGGAAGAGAAACCAUUCAAAUAUAAGUUGUGCGAUCACAUCUUAACACAUCCAUCGACAUUUGAGAAUCACCGAUGUAGCCAAACUCAAGAGAAGCCAUUCGAAUGUGAGGUGUGUAACAAAGGUUUUGCACAAUUAUCAGGCCUGGUGAAUCACCAGCUCUUUCAAACCGGGGAGAAACCAUUCAUGUGUGACAUCUGCAACAAAUCAUUCUCGCAGUCAUCAAACCUCCAUGUACACCAACGCAUUCACACAGGGGAGAAACCAUUCCCCUGUGAGAUGUGUGCCAAAUCAUUUUCAUCAUCAUCGGAUCUCUGCAAACACCAACGCAUUCACACUGGGGAGAAACCAUUCAUGUGUGAGGUGUGUGAGAAAUCAUUCUCGGAUUCAUCCAAUCUCCGCAGACACCAACGUACUCACACGAGGAAGAAACCAUUCCCUUGUGAGAUGUGUGACAAAUCAUUUUCGUCAUCAUCAGAAUUCUGUACACACCAACGUAUUCACACUGGAGAGAAACCAUUCACAUGUGAGGUGUGUAAGAAAUCAUUCUCGUCAUCAUCAAAUCUCUGCAAACACCAAAACAUUCACACAGGUGAGAAACCAUUCAUGUGUGAGGUGUGUGAAAAAUUAUUCUCAACAUCAUCAGAUCUCCAUGUACACGAACGCAUUCACACAGGUGAGAAACCAUUCACAUGUGAGGUGUGUGAGAAAUCAUUCUCAUCAUCAGGGAACCUCCGCAAACACCAACGCACUCACACAGGGGAGAAACCAUUCACAUGUGAAGUGUGUGAGAAAUCAUUCUCAUCAUCAGGGAACCUCUGUAAACAUCAACGCACUCACACAGGGGAGAAGCCAUUCACAUGUGAGGUAUGUGACAAAUCAUUCUCAACGUCAUCACAGCUCCUAGAGCAUCAGAGAAUUCAUACAGGGGAGAAACCAUUCACAUGCAAGGUAUGCAACAAAUCAUUUUUAAGGUCAUCUGAAUUCCACACCCACCAACGCGUUCAUACAGGGGAGAAACCGUUCAGGUGUGAGGUGUGUGACAAAUCAUUCUUGACAUCAUCGAAUCUCCUGGAGCAUCAGAGGAUUCACACAGGGGAGAAGCCGUUCACUUGCGAAGUGUGCGACAAAUCAUUCUCGCUAUCAUCGAACCUCCAUGUACACAAACGCAUUCACACAGGGGAGAAACCAUUCACAUGUGAGGUUUGUGAUAAAUCGUUCUCACAGUCAUCAAGUCUCCGCACACACCAACACAUUCACACACGGGAGAAACCAUUUGUGUGCGAGGUGUGUGGCAAAUCAUUCUCAAGGUCUUCGAAACUCCUGCUCCAUCAUAGGAUCCACACAGGGGAGUAACGUUUCAAGUAUGGUGCUCAUAAUAAAACUUAUUGGCAUCUUUGACCCUCCUGAAACACCAGAGGAUUUAAAUAGGGGAGACACUCUUCAGGUGCGAUGUUUAUGAUAAGCCUUUAAACCACUUUUCUGAUUUUCUGAAUCACCAGUAGAUUUACACUGGAGAGAAACCAUUGAGGUGUGAGCUGUGUGACAAGGUUUUCACACAGUCAGGUUAUCUCCUGGUCCAUCAACACAUUCGCAAGGGGAGAAACCCUAUCAGUGUGAGUUCUGCAAUAAAACAGAUGAGCUGCUCCACCAUUCAGUAAGAUCGUGGCUGGUCUGAUCGUGGCCUUAACUCCACAUUCCACCUACCCCCGAAAGCCUUUGUCUCCCUUGUUAGUCAAGAAUCUAC